AUGACCACAAUUACCACUACCCACUCGCUCGAAGAGCAGGGUUCCCCUAUUCAUGUUACUACAGAGGUUACAGACCAAGCCGCUGGCGCGCACGCAUCGCUUGCAACCGGUGGAUACGAGUUCCCUGGCAUUCCUAAGAUCAACGAUCUCUACAAGAAGCGACAAUGGCAGCUAGAGCACAUGGCCGGUGCUUUCCGUGUCUUUGCACGAAAGGGAUAUACAGAGGGAACCAGUGGCCACAUCAGUGUGCGCGAUCCGAUUGAUCCCUCGACAUUCUGGAUUAACCCCAUGGGAAAGCACUUCGGCAUGCUCAAGGCCAGUGACAUGGUGCAUAUUGACGAAGAGGGCCAGGUUAUCGGUGGCAACAAAACAGCCAUCAAUGCGGCUGGCUUCAUGAUCCACAGCGCCAUCCACAAGGCACGACCUGAUAUCCAUGCCGCCUGCCAUACGCACUCUCCGGCUGGAAAAGCCUGGGCCACGUUUGGACGGCCGCUCAAUAUUAUCAACCAGGAUACCUGUAAUUUUUGGGGCACACAGGCCGUCUACAAAUCAUUUGGCGGCGUUGUUUUGGGUGCAGAUGAGAGCGAGCGCAUUGCUGAGGCCCUGGGAGAUACAGGCCGGGUUAUGGUGCUUCAGAACCACGGUCUCUUGACUACUGGCGGUACUGUUGAUGAGGCUGCUUACCUGUUCACAUUAAUGGAGCGAUCCUGCGAGGUUCAGAUCAUGGUUGAGAGCACCGGUAUCGCUCAGAACAUUAUUGGAGAUAGAGAAGCUGAAUUUACCGCCAAGGUGAAUGCUGAUCCAGAGACUCUCUAUACCGAAUUCCAACCAGACUUUGAAUACGAGAUCUGGAAGUCCAAGGGCGAAUUAUGCAAGGGGGAAUAG
This is a messenger RNA of Penicillium coprophilum, 885 nucleotides long. RefSeq names its product Class II aldolase/adducin N-terminal. The transcript has 3 exons. Gene Ontology annotation, molecular function: actin filament binding. The record is from RefSeq and is a predicted model, not a curated record. The coding region runs from base 1 to 885 and encodes 294 amino acids. Lineage: Eukaryota; Fungi; Ascomycota; Eurotiomycetes; Eurotiales; Aspergillaceae. Gene Ontology annotation, cellular component: cytoskeleton.